AAAACACUGUGUACAGUUUGCAAAAUUCCAUUUUCCUUUCUUUUGCUCGCUCGGGAAAAGUUGUGAUCAGUGAGAAAUUUACAAUCUCUAAAUAUGGUGAAGCUUCUCCAGCAGAGUGUUGCUGGUCUGAAAUCAUGGUAUAAAUGUAACCCUACUUCACUUAUGGUAUUCAGAUUUUCUACCAAUUCUCAAACCCUAGCAUCUUCUUCAGAGGAAGACAAUCUCAGAAAGCUAGUACGUUAUACACCCUCUACUGUGUCCGUUAUACCAAUAAUUAACCAGUGGGUUAAUGAAGGGAAGACCGUGGAUUAUGAGGACCUCAAGAAAGCUAUCAAGUAUCUCCGGGCAGUCAGGCGCUUCAACCAUGCUCUCCAAAUUUAUGAAUGGAUUAACAACUCAGAGCAUCCUCAUUUAUCAUCUAGAGAUGUUGCAGUCCGACUGGAUUUGAUAUCAAAAGCUCGUGGAUUGGAAGCAGCAGAGGAGUAUUUCGCCAGCAUUCCAGAUACUCUUAGAGCUUCUUGUGUGUAUAUCGCUCUUUUGAACUGCUAUGCUGAUGCAAAAUCAUUGAUAAAAGCGGAAGAUACAAUGCAAAAGAUGAGGGAUCUGGGGAAUGCUGACUUAGUGACUUACAAUGUUAUGAUGAACCUUUAUGCUAAAAUGGGAGACCUUAAGAAACUACACUCGGUAGUGCAAGAGAUGGAAGAUAAGGGAAUUGCUGGUAAUGCAUUCUCCUAUACUAUCCGCUUAAAUGCGUAUGCAUCUGUUCCCGAUAUUAAGGAGAUGGAGAAACUUUUGAUGAAGAUGGAAGAAGAUCCGCUGCUGAUUGAAUGGAAUGGUUAUGCAGUCGCUGCCAAGGGCUACAUGAGAGCUGGUGAUGUAGAAAAGGCUUCAGAGGUAUUGAAUAAAUGCGAGCAUCUAAGUAAGGAGAAAAAUGCAAGGCUUGCUAAUGAAGUCAUUCUUUCCCUCUAUGCUAGUAUGGGAAAGAAAAAUGAUGUCUAUCGUAUUUGGAACAAAUUAAAGAAUAGACGUAAGGUCUGCAGUUCAAGUUAUCUUUCCAUGAUAAGUGGACUGGAAAAGUUAGAUGAUAUUGAUGGUGCAGAGAAGAUAUUUGCCGAGUGCGAAGCGAAAGAGGUAUAUUUUGACAUUAGAAUUCCAAAUUUGCUCAUAGCCAUCUACUGCAGAAAGGGUCAAUUGGGAAAGGCUGAAUCCAUUAUGGAAAGACUCUUGGAGAGUGGGAAGAGGCCAAACUAUAGAACGUGGGAUCAUCUGGCGCUCGGAUAUUGUUUACACCAUCAGACGGAGAAGGCAGUUGAAACAUUGAAGAAAGCAAUCUUCGCAAGUGACCCACUACAGAAGCCAAAUAUUCACAGUUGGCCUUCGUGUGUUGAUUACUUGCAGUCAAAUGGAGAUACUGAAAGAGCAGAAGAGAUUAAAAAAUGGCUUGAGGAGCGAGGUCUCUUCUCAGCAGAGUGUGAAAGGUCUGAUAACUGUAUUAGAAAUGGAAAUUGUGGGUCUGAAGAACUUUAUGAAACAGAAGAACUUGAGGAGACUGGGUGACGACAAUAGGAACAUCUCUAGGGUACUUGAUGGAGAAUUACUUGUUUGAGGGUGUUAGAUUAGAAUAUUAGAACUGUUAAUUUCUUAAAUAGAGUGAAUGUUACAUAAGUCGGGAAAUUACUUGUUAUUUUUGUUUUGCUCUUUUUUCAGCCUAGUAAGGUCCUUUCAAGAUUAUUUUCUUCAUACUUAAUCAAUAGCAGCUCCAGUUUUUUUUACUAA
Nicotiana tabacum (common tobacco) is the source of this 1776-nucleotide messenger RNA. RefSeq names its product pentatricopeptide repeat-containing protein At2g20710, mitochondrial-like. The record is from RefSeq and is a predicted model, not a curated record. Gene Ontology annotation, molecular function: protein binding. Gene Ontology annotation, cellular component: mitochondrion. NCBI's taxonomy places the organism in Eukaryota, Viridiplantae, Streptophyta, Magnoliopsida, Solanales, Solanaceae.